Impatiens glandulifera is the source of this 1176-nucleotide messenger RNA. RefSeq names its product nudix hydrolase 23, chloroplastic. NCBI's taxonomy places the organism in Eukaryota, Viridiplantae, Streptophyta, Magnoliopsida, Ericales, Balsaminaceae. The coding region runs from base 110 to 1003 and encodes 297 amino acids. The record is from RefSeq and is a predicted model, not a curated record. Gene Ontology annotation, molecular function: hydrolase activity. The transcript is spliced from 7 exons.
UAGAUUUAGAUUAGAGUCUGAAAUCUCAAUCUUGGGUUGGUGAAUGUCUGGUUCUGGUGUUUGAUCUGGACCCGAUUUCUGUUGAUUAGAUGUUGGAUGAUAAACUACAAUGCUCAAGGCUAUACAGAUCCUCGGUCAAACUUCUGGUUUAGUCACUCAUCGGUUUAAACCCUCUUCGGCGAAUUGCGGGGCUUCUUUCUUCUCAGUUUCAAUCAUACAAUCCUCCUCCUCUCCUCCUAGAAGAAGAAGAAGGUCGGCUACCAUUUCCAUUCCACCCUUUUCACUUCAAAGAGGACGUUCCUUCAGAUCACCCCGGAUGUCUCUACCUCAUUCCGACUCCAACCCAGAUGGAACUUCUUCUUCAUCUGCCGCCGCCGCCGCCGCGUUUAAGUCAACUGGAAACAAUCGUAAUAUAAAUUUCUGUCAGCUGUGUGGUGGCUCAACAAAGCAUGAGAUUCCCGAUGGGGAAGAGAAAACCAGAGCUAUCUGCACAUUGUGUGGGUAUAUUACCUAUGAGAAUCCGAAGAUGGUCGUGGGCUGUCUGAUUGAACAGGACAACCAAAUUUUGCUCUGCAAAAGAAACAUUCAACCGUCACAUGGUCUUUGGACACUCCCGGCUGGUUACAUGGAGAUUGGAGAGUCUGCUGCAGAAGGUGCAAUUAGAGAAACUUGGGAAGAAGCAGGUGCUGAAGUGGAGGUUUUGUCACCGUUUGCUCAACUAGACAUUCCCCUUAUCGGCCAAACAUAUGUAAUUUUCUUAGCGAAGUUGAAGAGUCCCCAUUUCUCACCAGGACCAGAAUCAUCUGAUUGUCGACUUUUUCCACUUGACGAAAUACCAUUUGAUUCUUUGGCAUUUUCAUCAAUGUUGGUUACACUGAAACUGUAUGUUGAAGAUAAAAAAGUUGGAAGAUUCAAAUUUCAUUAUGGUACCAUUAACAAAAGGCCAGGAACAAGCCCUUCUGACAUUCGUGCCUACACACUUGAUCAUCAUUUGCAGUCGUAAGCAGGUUGAUUGAUUUUCCAAGUGAAAGAAAUUGUCUGUUUUGAGCUCUCAACAUUUUGGUACCAAUUUUUCCAUUAUUUCAAAAGGUGUAAAAACUUGUUAAAGUCUAACAUUUGUUCAAAUCUCUGAAUCUAGAGAGGUGUCUUGUUGAUCCUAAAGUCUCCUUUCUUCUU